Engraulis encrasicolus (European anchovy) is the source of this 327-nucleotide messenger RNA. It is a transcript of the gene sdhdb, whose product is annotated as succinate dehydrogenase complex, subunit D, integral membrane protein b. The transcript has 3 exons. Gene Ontology annotation, molecular function: ubiquinone binding; heme binding; succinate dehydrogenase (quinone) activity. Gene Ontology annotation, cellular component: mitochondrial envelope; membrane. The coding region runs from base 1 to 327 and encodes 108 amino acids. Lineage: Eukaryota; Metazoa; Chordata; Actinopteri; Clupeiformes; Engraulidae. Gene Ontology annotation, biological process: mitochondrial electron transport, succinate to ubiquinone; tricarboxylic acid cycle. The record is from RefSeq and is a predicted model, not a curated record.
AUGGCUGGCUCAGGGUCCAAAGCCGCGUCCUUGCACUGGACAGCGGAGCGCGUGUUGAGCAUCGCGUUGCUGGGAAUGGCACCCGUGGCCUACUUCUACCCCGGGCCAAUCAUCGACUACCCCCUGGCAGCAGCCCUCGCACUGCACGGACACUGGGGGAUUGGCCAAGUACUAACAGACUACGUCCAUGGAGAGCCCAAGAUCAAGCUGGCAAACGCGGGUCUAUUUUUACUGUCAACAGUCACGUUCGCCGGGCUGUGCUACUUCAACUACAACGACGUGGGCAUCUGCAAAGCCAUCGCCCUGCUGUGGAGCAAAGGGCUAUAG